GCUUGACGGCAGGUGGCACCAUGGACCCGAACCCUGACCUGGACUCGCUCCUGGAGAAUGCACUGGACGAUCUGGAGCUGUUUGCACCUGGGGAGGGCGUUGGCAUUGGCGCCGGCGACGGUGAUGGUGAUGGCGAUGGCGAUGGGGAUGGCAAGGGAAAGGGCGAGGCUGAGGGUGCGGGCGCUGGGCAAGGCGCAGGUGCGGAGGGUGCGGCGGGUGCGGCGGGUGCUGGUAAGGAUAUGGACGCGGUGCUUGACUCGGUGCUGGACGCGAUGCUGGGGGGAGCUGGGCCGGACACGGGCGCGGUAGCGGAUGGGGCGGAUGAGGCGUUGCGGGCAGCGGUCGAGUCGAUGGCACAGGCGACGGUGGGCGCCAUGUCUGGAGCGGAUGCACAGGCUGCGGCUGCGGCGGAUGCGGCGCGGGCAAAGGAGCUGGAGGGUAUGGAUCUGAGCGAGGAGUUCAAGGGCUUGAUGGAGCAGAUGCCCGAGCUGGAGAAGAUGGCCAAGGAGAUGAACGAGCUCAUGCCGGAUCUGGAGAAGAUGAUGGCCGGCGAGGGCGGCGAGGCCAAGGAGGCGUGGGAGUCGCUCGCUGGUGACGAGGGUCUGGCGUCGAUGCUCGACGCCCUCCUCAAGCCGCUCAUCCACAAGGACCUUUUGCAGGAGCCGAUCCGCGAGGUCGGCAACCUCUAUCCUCCGUUCCUCGCUUCGGCUGAGGGUCUCGCGCUCUCGGCAGAAGACCGGGCGCGGUUCGAGGGCCAGCACCAGGUCUUUAUGGCCAUCGACGCUGCGUUCGAGGCCGACCCGUCGCCGGCGUCCAAGGUCCUCGAGCUUCUCACUCAGCUUCACGACAAGUACGGCGCGCUGCCCGACUCAAUCCAGGCCUCGGUCGACGCCGGCGCCGGUGACAGCGAGUCGCUGGCGGCGGUCAUGGGCAUGCUCGGCGGGGCCUCGUCGUAGCUUUGUUAUUGGAGUCAUGUAGCAGCGGCAGGCCUAGACAAGGGUAAAGGUGGCAGCGAGUCCAUA
Thecamonas trahens ATCC 50062 is the source of this 1022-nucleotide messenger RNA. RefSeq lists its product as uncharacterized. Gene Ontology annotation, biological process: protein import into peroxisome membrane. Bases 21 to 956 code for a protein of 311 amino acids. Lineage: Eukaryota; Apusomonadida; Apusomonadidae. Gene Ontology annotation, cellular component: peroxisomal membrane; peroxisome. The transcript is spliced from 2 exons. The record is from RefSeq and is a predicted model, not a curated record.